AUGGAGGUGACAGAGAAUGACAGCAAUUCUGAGAACAUCUACAUUAACAUGGAGGAUGCUGAGAAGACUUCCAAUCAGAGUGAAAUCUACGACAACAUCGACCCGGACACAACAACCAAGAUUCCAGGUUUUGCAGGUGCUUGUGAAAGGAGAAAGGUGAACUUCAGUAAAAUGGCCGCAGUGGUUCUGGGGCUCCUGUGUGUUCUCCUGCUGGCUGUAAUCACUGGGCUCUGUACAAAACACAACAAAGUGCUGCAUCAGAUGCAGAGCAGUUAUGAGAACAUCAUUGUAGAGAGAGACAGGUUACAGAGCAGUAAUGAGAACAUCACUGUAGAGAGAGACAGGUUACAGAGCAGUUAUGAGAACAUCAUUGUAGAGAGAGACAGGUUACAGAGCAGUAAUGAGAACAUCACUGUAGAGAGAGACAGGUUACAGAGCAGGUAUAACACUCUGAAAUCUGAGAGGGAUGAAAUGCAGAAGAAGCUCACUGAAAUAGAUUCUUGUCCGUUUGGAUGGAUGGGGUACUUGUCCAGCUGUUACCACAUCUCCAAGGAAACAACCUGGGAGGAGAGCAGACAGGACUGCAGAAGGGAAGGAGCAGAUCUGGUGAUCAUCAACAGCAGAGAAGAACAGGUAUUUGUUUCUGAAUUUAAGAGGAACUUAUGGAUUGGACUGACUGAUCGUUACCAGGAAGGACAGUGGCAAUGGGUGGAUAACACGCCUCUCAAGUCUGGAUACUGGAAGAACAGAGAGCCGAAUAAUGGGAAUAUGUUUGGUGAGGAGGACUGUGCUGAGGUUGUAUAUCCAGUUUUCCCUGUCAUUCCAGCAGCAUCCAACUGGAACGAUAUUCCAUGCAGCCGUACUCUUCCUGGGCUCUGUGAAAAGAAGAUUUGGUGCAGCACUCAAUAA
Messenger RNA from Neoarius graeffei (lesser salmon catfish), 909 nucleotides. RefSeq names its product C-type lectin domain family 4 member M-like. The record is from RefSeq and is a predicted model, not a curated record. Gene Ontology annotation, molecular function: signaling receptor activity. The coding region runs from base 1 to 909 and encodes 302 amino acids. Lineage: Eukaryota; Metazoa; Chordata; Actinopteri; Siluriformes; Ariidae. The transcript is spliced from 5 exons.